CUACCAUGAAGAGACAGAACGCCCGGACCCUCGCCCUCAUCAUCAGCAUCCUCACCUACCUGGUGGUGGGAGCGGCCGUCUUCGAGACCCUGGAGUCGAAGCAGGAGAAGAGUCACAAGAGGAGGCUCGACGCCAGAAAGCACGAGCUCAUGCGCAAAUACAACUUGACCAAAGGGAACUUCGAGGAGCUGGAGCACGUCGUCCUGCAGCUCAAGCCUCACAAAGCCGGGGUCCAGUGGAAGUUCGCCGGGUCUUUUUACUUCGCCAUCACUGUGAUCACGACGAUAGGUUACGGCCAUGCUGCGCCCAGCACCGACUCAGGGAAAGUGUUCUGCAUGUUCUACGCCCUCCUGGGGAUCCCGCUCACCCUGGUCAUGUUCCAGAGCCUGGGCGAGCGGAUCAACACGUUUGUCAGGUACCUGCUGCACCAAGCCAAGAAGUGCCUGGCGAUGCGCCACACCGAGGUCUCCAUGGCGAACAUGGUGACGGUGGGCUUCUUCUCUUGCAUGAGCACGCUAUGCGUGGGAGCCGUGGCGUUCUCCCACUGCGAGGGAUGGAGCUUCCUCCACGCCUUCUACUUUUGCUUCAUCACGCUCACCACCAUCGGGUUCGGAGACUACGUGGCUCUGCAGAGGGACGACGCGCUGCAGAACGACCCCCGGUACGUGGCCUUCUGCUUCGUCUACAUCCUGACGGGCCUGACGGUGAUCGGCGCCUUCCUGAACCUGGUGGUGCUUCGCUUCCUGACCAUGAACACCGAGGACGAGCGCAGGGACGCCAAGCAGCGGGCCCUGAUGUCCGUCGGCAAGCCCAGAGGGGAGGUGGCUCGCCUGCUGCCGUUCUCGGCCUCGACCUCUUCCACACCUGUGGCGGACGAGUCCGCCAAGGCCCGAGAUUUAAAAGGUGCCUACACCGAGGUGCUGCAUUUCCAGACUAUAUGCUCCUGCUUGUGGUACCGGAGCAAGGAGAAGCUGCAGGGCUCCAUACCCACCAUGAUCCCUCAGGAGCUGACGUUCUCCGAUGCCUACAUGCAGCAGAACAGUAACUGUCCCCACUACAUGGAGCCCGGAUCAACGGGCUGCGUCUGCAGUCCGCGUCAGUGUUCGAGCAUAAGCUCCAUAACAUCGGGCCUCCACAUUCUCUCCCCGUUCAGGAUGUGUAAGAGACGCAGCUCCGUCUAGCCUUUCAACGCAGAGCUUUUCAGUACAGCACAGAGGGGAUAACAGAUGCUUGGUGGUCCUCACAACAUUGACAUGUUUGUGGUGCUAUAAUCCUAGUAAACAGUAGGACACACAAAAGGGCAUACAGUACUGUAAACAGCAAAGAGUUACUGUGUUUUAAGAAAUGCAACGUUUUGACUUGAGAUGUAAUUGUGUGAGAAGUCAUGUGAACACGUUGCAGUGCAUGAGGUGUACAGUGAGCACAAGGCGCUGCUGGGAAAGAUGUUCAUUGUCCAGUCGAUUUGAGCGACAGCACAAUAAAA
Molecule: messenger RNA, 1483 nt
Organism: Cyclopterus lumpus (lumpfish)
Lineage: Eukaryota; Metazoa; Chordata; Actinopteri; Perciformes; Cyclopteridae
Gene: kcnk3b
Product: potassium channel, subfamily K, member 3b
Exons: 2
Coding region: 6-1181 (391 amino acids)
Biological process (GO): stabilization of membrane potential; potassium ion transmembrane transport
Cellular component (GO): membrane
Molecular function (GO): potassium ion leak channel activity; open rectifier potassium channel activity
Source: RefSeq, a predicted model, not a curated record